Molecule: messenger RNA, 734 nt
Organism: Racocetra fulgida
Lineage: Eukaryota; Fungi; Glomeromycota; Glomeromycetes; Diversisporales; Gigasporaceae
Source: the annotation of a GenBank genome assembly
AUGAAUUGAAAGCUGAAUUUAAUAAUUGGGUUAAUGCAGCAAAACUAUUUUCGCAAGGAGACCAUUAUGUUUAUAUUGAUAUAAGAAAUAAUGAAGUCUUUCGAGGUAAACCGAACAAAACAACAAAUGCCAGACAUCCUGGUCCAAGUGAGGAACUACAUAAACGACAAAACAGACCACAAAUAAUUCAAAUAAUCGUAGCUGGUGAUGGUAUUUUGAAUGUGAAUAACAACCAAAGAAAAACAUGUUCGGUUGGUUUUAUUGCACGUUCCCACAAAAGAACUAUGGCAAAGCAACCCAUAUUUUAUGUCAUAACCGAAAGAAAUUAUUGUCAUGAAAGAGAUGACAAUGACAAGGCAGCUUCAUUUGUUUUACGGGCAUGGAAUUCAGUAAUUACUAAUAUUCAGUUCAUGAAAAUUGUAGGUAUCAUGUAUACCCAUAAUUUUACAAGGCCAUACAAUUUUGGUGAAAUCCAGUGGACAUCUAGAUCAUUGGCUAAAUCACCAACUAUAAGAAAUUCAGAUGAUCAAAAUUAUCAAGAGCUAAUUAUACAUGGUACUAGAAAAGAAAAAGAUUUAGGUGGUCCCGUAUUUCUUUAUACUCCAGAAAAUUUGGGUUUUGUAGAUCUAUUUGGCAUACAAGUUACUUCAAGUCUCAAACUUACUGCUGCUCUAUCAUAUGAAAUUAUUCAAGAUAUAACUGGAUAUUCUCUUUAUAAUGGAAGUGAUGAUUAA